AUGACGCUAGCCUGUCAUAUCGGCCCAGUAACCAUCCCUGGUUUUGCGAGGUCUGAAAACACAAUGGCAUGCCAACUUCCUACUAAGAAACCUGGAAACUACACUGUUCAAGUUACGUGCGCAGCAGGGUCGGAGAUCCUCGGCAUUUUUCCAAUUGAAUACGCUCAGCCACCUCGUAUUGAACGGUUUGAACCUCAAGUGGUCCCUGUGGGUGGCGCAUUCCCUCUGGAUUUUUACGGAGUAAAUUUUGACCGAGGCGAUAUGAUUUACUGCAUCUUCGGGGAGGCGUCAAUGCGUGUCCAGGCGUCGUUUAUCUCACCGUCUCGUAUAAAGUGCCUGACUCGCCGACACUGGGUGGCCGGUGAAGUCCAACUUACUGUAGUGCUGGAGACCUAUGACGGACGAACUGAAGUUAUGCUCCAAUCUCCGUUCAAUUUCGCUACCACUAUUGCAGAAACUUCUGGCUUGAAUCCCGACUUCGGUUCUGUAGUGGGAGGCUAUCCCAUAACUAUCGCUGUGAACAGUUCGUGGAGAAGUUUCAGGAAUGUAAGCUGU
This is a messenger RNA of Phytophthora sojae, 555 nucleotides long. RefSeq lists its product as hypothetical. The transcript has a single exon. Lineage: Eukaryota; Oomycota; Peronosporomycetes; Peronosporales; Peronosporaceae. The annotation marks the transcript as partial. The record is from RefSeq and is a predicted model, not a curated record.